Messenger RNA from Cylicocyclus nassatus, 1489 nucleotides. NCBI's taxonomy places the organism in Eukaryota, Metazoa, Nematoda, Chromadorea, Rhabditida, Strongylidae. The record is from the annotation of a GenBank genome assembly.
GUCACUGAUAAAAUUUUCCAAAUGCUACUGAGCUCUUCGGACUUGAAUCUUCAAAAGCAUGGGUGAAAAACCGAAGAAGAACAGUAGCAUUGUAACCAUUUUUUCGUUAUGGAAUACGAUGAUGGGUGUUUCACUAAUCAGUAUGCCUUGGGCAUUACACCAGACGGGUUUAUUCGUGGGCUUGUUCAUCUUCAUUGCAAUGGGAGUGCUCUGCUGGUACACGACAUACUUGAUUGUAAAGAGUCCGAAGAAACUGAAGCACCUUGACGCGAACAACGUCGAAUUCACGGAAGUCUGUCGUGAGUACCUCGGACGUCCAGGAGAAGUCACUGCUAUCCUUUUCUCGAUAUUUGUUCUCAGCGGUGCUGUUCUCGCUUAUUAUGUACUUAUGUCCAACUUCCUAUUUUUCACGGGAAACCUAAUAUACGGGCUUGCACACCCAUCAAGCAAAACUUCUGGAUUGGAAAAUGAAGCACGAUGUGACUUUCUAAGUCAAAUGGAAGAUGAAUCUAGCGGAAACUAUACCUUUGAACCAAAGAUCCUUUUUGGACUGAAAUGGAAUGAAUUGUGGCAGUUGAGACUGAGUGUACCCAUUCUGCUGUCAAUAGUGACGUUUACACUUUUGAACUUCAAAUCUCCUACAUUUUUCACAAAAUUUAACGUCCUGGGCACUAUAUCCAUUGCCUACUUGGUGCUCUUCAAUGGGGCUCGCCUAAUCAAAUGUGGAGUCCAUGUGUCAUUGACGGAUACGAAUUCGGAGGUCUACACCAAAGCUGCUAACUGGAGAUUUCCCACGUUGACUGGAACGCUGACAAUGUCAUACUUCAUACAAAACUGUAUACUAACAAUUUUGAGAAAUCAGGCAAACCCCGAAAAUAAUACUAGAGAUCUCAGCAUUGGUUAUGUACUGGUUGGUUUCAGUUACACAUUUGUAGCAAUUUCUUUCUACAUCGCGUACCCAUUUAAGAAGGACUAUGUACAGGAUAAUCUUCUCAACAACUUCAGCGCAAGUUACCCAUGGAGUGCAGUUUCUCGAGUGCUCAUCUUAUUCCAACUAUUCACGAUAUUACCGCUCAUAGUAUUCUUUAUUCGUACGCAACUCUCAACUUUUAUUUUUAAGAAGAACUACCCUGGGUUACCUUAUGUCAUAGGUCUCAGCUUAAUUGUUGUGAUCUGUGGCGGUUUGACUGCCAUAUUUUUCCCCAGCAUCGGAAACAUUGUGCGAUAUGUUGGUGCCAUCUCUGGAGUCGUUUACUCGUAUGCGUUGCCAUGUUUAGUAUACAUGCAAGAGCAACGUCGGCAAAACACACUGACAAAACCUAAAAUCGCCAUUCACUCUCUUAUAAUUCUAUUUGGUGUUGCAAACUUUAUCGCUCAAUUUUUCAUGUAAUUCAGAUGCAAAAAGAUAGCGAUAGAACCUGAAAUAUUCUCAGGAACUUAAAGGAAAACUGUAUUCUGCGACAUAGGCAGAAAUCUUGUUUUGUUUAUG